This is a messenger RNA of Peronospora farinosa, 501 nucleotides long. The record is from the annotation of a GenBank genome assembly. Lineage: Eukaryota; Oomycota; Peronosporomycetes; Peronosporales; Peronosporaceae.
AUGCAUCAAUCCUCUGGCGGUCGUGGCAAUAAUAAUCAUAAUAAUAAUUGGCAGCGUUUCCAACAGCAACAACAUCAAUAUUAUCAUCAUAACUCGACGCUCGAGUCUCACCCCAAUGAAUCCCAAAGUUUCUAUCCACGUUCUCAGUCAAAAGUCUAUCAACAAUUGAGAGCUACUGUUAAUGCACCACCUCGACAAAAAGAGGUUGUAGCUUUUAUUGAAAAGUUACGAGCAAAUCAGUCGAGUCUUGCAGCACCACCGAAUGCACUGACAAUAAACGUCGUGGUCCAAGCUAUUUGCAAUCAUUUCCAUGUCAAUACAUUUGAAGACUUGAUGGGCAUCAGUCCAUUACAAUUACCCAUACUAAAACAGUUACAUACUGUAAAUCAACGGGUGUGGACAUUUGUUACUUGUUUCAUCCAAAGUCGUCGGAUUCAUACGCUCUUGGAAUGUCAAGAAUUUUUUUACAACAAGAAGGACUUCAAUCGUUUCACGAACUGA